Malaya genurostris is the source of this 4719-nucleotide messenger RNA. RefSeq lists its product as uncharacterized. Gene Ontology annotation, molecular function: nucleic acid binding; zinc ion binding. Lineage: Eukaryota; Metazoa; Arthropoda; Insecta; Diptera; Culicidae. The record is from RefSeq and is a predicted model, not a curated record. The transcript has 3 exons. Bases 1 to 4719 code for a protein of 1572 amino acids. Gene Ontology annotation, biological process: DNA integration.
AUGUCGAACGAAACGCCAAUGCCGAGGGCUAAAAAAGGUGAACCACGAAAGCUGGAAUUACCAGAAAAGGACGAAGAAGAAAAUCAAACCCCAUCAGUGAGUGCUCAAAAAGUGAAGAAAAAAGCCAAAGAAGAAAUGAAAAAAGCAAUGGCAGCAAUAAAGGUGAUGAACAGCCGAAUGGAUUCCGUGCGAAACAAAUUGAUGAGAGUGCGAUCGAGUUUGGAAUCUAGCCAAGACGUUCCAAACCCGAAUCUGAAGUGUAAACAGUUCUUACAGCUUCAGCUAAAAACCAUCGAGAGUGCCUUUGCGGAAUACGCCCAGCUUCAUCAGAGAGUUUUUCAAGCGGACGUUGAAGACGAGGUACGAGAGGAGGCUGAGGAAGCAUAUGUUAGGUUUGAGCAGCAAUACGGUGAGUUAUUCAUCUAUAUUUCUAAAUUGAUCGAUGAUAACAUUAAGAUGGAGGAAGAUGCUGCUCGCACCAUCCAGCCGCUACAAAGUAUGCAGAAUAGGACAUCCGAAGUUGCGCUACACCUACCACCGUUGAAGGUUUCGUUACCCACGUUUGAUGGGACGUAUGAGAAUUGGUUCGCCUUUCGAUCUAUGUUCGAGACGAUUAUGCAGCGGUACAAUUCUGAAGCUCCCGGUAUUAAGCUUUACCAUCUCCGAAACUCGUUAGUGGGCAAAGCCGCAGUGAAGCAAGUACUGAAAAACCAAAAACCAGUACGCAACGUACAAGAAGCGAAGGGAAAGACGAGUACCUUACUUACUGUUACCGAUAAGUGUCCGCAAUGUUCUAAUAAUCAUGAGCUGUGGAGAUGUGAUACGUUCAAGAACGUAAACUUAUCCGACAAGUACAAUACCCUGCGACGCAUUGGUGCCUGCUUCAAUUGUCUACAGAAAGGGCAUAGACUAAGCAACUGCACGUCGAAACAUACGUGCAAAAAGUGUCGGAAACCUCAUCACACAAUUCUCCAUCCUGAUGAUAAUGCGAAAGAGUCUGAAAAGUCGUCACCGUCCGCAAAGAAGGCAGAGCAAACGAAAACUCUUGAGCAGUCACCAACGAGCGGUUCGACUGUAGCUACAACAGAUGUAGAGCAACAAUCUAAUUUCUGCGCGCAACCAAAAAACUUGGGAAAGCAGAUACUUCUUUCUACAGCAGUCGUUCUUGUCCACGGAAAGGGCGGUCAACAGUAUCCCUGUCGAGUACUACUGGACUCUGGGUCGCAUACGAGCUUUGUGACCGAGCAGUUCGCGACUGUUUUAGCGCUAAAGAAGCAUCCAACAAACGUGCACAUCAGCUGUUUGAACGAUACUCAGACCAAAGUUCGUCUCAAGAUCCAUAUCCAAGUGACGUCUCGUGUCAACGACUACACGGUUUGCUUGGAACUGCUUGUGGUUCCCAAAAUCACGAGAGUUCUGCCAAGUAGUAAGGUGGAUAUUAGUACCUUGUCUCUCCCAAGCGGAAUUGAACUCGCAGAUCCAAGAUUCCAUGUCCCCUACAAGAUCAACAUGUUGUUGGGAGCAGAUGUAUUUUUUGAUAUGCUGAUGAUAGGUCGACUACAACUACCAAGAAGUGGUGCUUUACUACAAGAAACUCAGUUUGGAUGGGUUUUGAGUGGACCAGUUCCGAACGAAGAUUCUCGAGUCGUUCAUUCCUUCUCCGCUACUGCCUCCGAAGAAAGCGUGGAUACAUUGGUGAAAAAAUUUUGGGAAAUUGAGUCGUUCGGCGAUAUCGAAGGAAUAAAUUCUACUAUUGAAGAAGAAUGCGUGCAACAUUUCGAAAGAACGCAUCAGCGAAUGGCAAACGGCAGAUAUUUGGUGCGUUUACCGUUCAAUGAUAGGAAGAUCCUACUGGGAGAUUCGAGGCGCAUGGCCGAAAAACGAUUUUAUGGAUUGGAAAAACGUCUGAACGGCGUUCCUGAGCUGAAGCAACAGUAUAGUGACUUCCUGCGGGAGUACGAAACACUUGGUCACAUGAUCGAGAAUCCGAAGCCCGAUAAUUCACAGGGUUUCUAUUUACCACACCACUAUGUCCUGAAACCCACUAGUUCUACUACAAAGUUACGUGUGGUUUUCGAUGGAUCAGCAGCGUCAGAUACGGGGAUUUCAAUCAAUGAAACCCAAUUGAUCGGGCCAAUUGUACAAAAUGAUUUGGUCUCGAUUCUUCUGAAUUUCCGUAUCCAUAGAUUUGUGUUUACAGCCGACAUCUCUAAAAUGUACCGGCAAGUCGCGGUACACGAAGACGACCGAAGAUAUCAGAGAAUCUUGUGGAGGAAAACCCAGAAUGAACCAUUGAAAACGUACGACUUGCAAACCGUAACGUACGGCUUAGCUUCAUCGCCAUUUCUUGCGACGAUGUCUCUCCGUCAAUUGACUGAAGAUGAAGGAGUACAGUAUUCAUUAUCCUCGAAGGCGAUCCAGAAAUCUUGCUAUAUGGAUGAUGCACUCUUUGGAGCUGAUGCAUUACCGGAAAUCAUUGAAUUGAAGAAUCAGACCGUAGCUCUUUUGGCAAAGGGUUGUUUUUGUGUACACAAAUUUGCCUCGAAUUCCCAAGAACUACUGAUGGACAUCCCAGAAGUCCAACGAGAACGUGGUAUUGAAAUCAAGGAUACAAAAACCAGUGACAUCGAGCUCCAUGGGUUUGCUGACGCUUCAGAGCUCGCAUACGGCGCCUGCAUCUAUACACGAUUGAAACGAACUGACGGUACAGCGGAGAUGAAGUUAGUAUGCAGCAAGUCAAGAGUGUUACCCAGGAAAACAAAGGAACAGAAGCAAAUCACCACACCACGUGCCGAAUUAUUGGCGGCAGUGCUAUUAUCACGGUUAACUGUGAAGAUACUAGCUGCGUUCGAUAUACAAUUUGGUUGUGUGACUAUGUGGAGUGACUCGCAAAUUGUCUUGUGCUGGAUUCGGAAGUCACCUAGUGAGCUGAAAACGUACGUUAGCAAUCGAGUCCGAGAAAUUCAAAAUACGACUGAGGGAUUUCAAUGGAAAUACAUCCCAACGAAGGAGAACCCUGCUGAUUGUUUAUCGCGUGGAAUCGCCCCGAAGAACAUGGAGUCUCAUUCGCUCUGGUGGACUGGACCAACAAUGCUCCGUAUUGCAGAUCCAAUCAUUGUUGUGCCGCCUGCACUGGUGGACGAAGAUAUUCCUGAAGUGAAGAAGACAGUGUUAGUAACAGCGAUCACAGAAGCACGGCUACCGCUUUUCGAUCGAAUUAGCCGCUUUUCAAUUAUUCUGCGUGCUAUGGCAUAUGUGGUGCGUUUUUGUGAUUUUUUGCGUAGUGGUAGGAAGAAACUCACUAAGGGUUUACCUACGACGGAUGAGAUUUCACUAUCUCACGCACUGAUCAUGCGAUUAGUGCAAACUGAAGCAUUUGCUACUGAGUUGAAGUUAUUGCGAACGAAGAACCCCAAUUUGAAAGUUCCCUUCCGGAGCUUGCAUCCUUUCAUCGAUCCAAAUGAUGCAAUUCUGCGAGUCGGAGGCCGUUUGAGGAACGCCCAAGUUCCUUAUGAGUACAAGCAUCAAGCGUUACUCCCGGAUAGACAUCCCUUGACAACAACAUUGAUACGAUACUUGCAUCAAACCAAUCUUCACCCCAGUCAAAGAAGCUUGCUAGCUAUAGUAAGACAGCGAUAUUGGCCUCUACGAGCAAAAAACAUCAUCAGAAAGGUUAUACAUCAGUGUAUACCAUGCUAUCGGUUAAAACCAACUACAUCUACGCAACUCAUGGGAGAUCUACCCGACUAUCGAGUCCAGCCGUCGUUUCCGUUCACACGCACCGGGCUGGAUUUCGCCGGUCCAUUCAAUAUUCGUGGCAACCACAAACUACGAAACGCGCAGAUUACGAAAGGUUACAUCUGUGUAUUUGUGUGCAUGGCAACUCGUGCCCUUCAUCUGGAAGCGGUUUCAGACUUGACGUCGGAAGCCUUUCUCGGGGCCCUGCAACGGUUUGUCAGUCGUCGAGGUCUGAUCGAGAAUUUGUACUCCGACAAUGCAACCAAUUUUGAAGGCGCUAACAAUGAACUACGUCAUCUAGCUGAACUGUUUCGUGAUGAGCAACAUUGUCGUGAUCUUGAUACGUUUUGUACACAGCGAGGUAUCAAGUGGUCCUUCAUUCCGCCACGAAGCCCACACUUCGGGGGGAUUUGGGAAGCGGGUGUCAAAUCCGUUAAACGGCACCUCAUGCGAAUUUUGGCCGAGCAUAAUCUUUCCUUCGAGCAAUUCUCAACAGUGCUUACCCAGAUAGAGGCGAUUUUAAACUCGCGGCCAUUAACACCUACUUCAGACGAUCCAAGCGAUGUUCGUGCUAUCACUCCGGCCCAUUUUCUAAUCGGUCGGGAGUUUCAAGCGAUCCCAGAGCCUUCAUAUCAGCAAAUUCAUCCUGGUCGGCUGUCCAAGUGGCAGUUCGUCCAAGAUUUAAAGCAAAAAUUCUGGAACCUGUGGAUGACCCACUAUCUUCACGAGCUUCAGCAACGCCAGAAGGAUUUCAAAAUCACCACGUUCAAGAUUGGUGCGUUAGUAUUGGUCGUCGACGACAACGUACCUCCUUUGCAAUGGAUGCUUGCCCGUAUCACUGAGUUGAUUCCAGGAAGAGACGGCCACACACGUGUGGUUGGUCUGCGUUUACCUAACGGCAAAACAACGACGAGAGCAAUCAAGAAGAUCUGUUUACUUCCGUUGGAUGGUGAAGGAGAAGAACCAGCCAUCCCUUCUUGA